AUGUUCAAGAAAUUCACCAAAGAAGAUGUUCACACCAGAACUAAUAUCAAAUCAUCAGUGCAAAGAGGUUUGAAAACUAAAUUUGUCUCACAAUUUGAUGAUCUAGAGCCUGUUAUUGAUGAUAUCAUACCGAAGAAAUCUCAAGUUGAAUUGUUAAAAUGUGAAGACAAAAUCCAGCUAUACAUUUCUGAUAACGAAGUUGUCUUCUUCCAACAAUUUGAUGAAUUAAUUCCAUCAUUGAAAAUCAUUCAUAAAUAUGCAUCAGCGUUCCCUUCUGUCAAAGUUGAUAGAGGUGCAAUCAAAUUCGUCCUAUCUGGUGCUAAUAUCAUGUGUCCAGGUUUAACUUCUAAAGGUGCUGGUUUACCAGAUGCUCCAGGUCUUGAGGAAAAUACAAUUGUUGCUAUUUAUGCUGAAGGUAAAGAACAUGCUUUGGCUAUCGGUAAGUUGAUCAUGGGUACAGAGGAGAUUAAGUCAGUCAACAAAGGUAUUGGUAUUGAAUUAUUACAUUACUUGGGUGAUGGAUUAUGGAACUUCCACGCUGAAUAA
Molecule: messenger RNA, 546 nt
Organism: Hansenula anomala
Lineage: Eukaryota; Fungi; Ascomycota; Saccharomycetes; Phaffomycetales; Wickerhamomycetaceae
Gene: TMA20
Product: translation machinery-associated protein 20
Exons: 2
Coding region: 1-546 (181 amino acids)
Biological process (GO): formation of translation preinitiation complex
Molecular function (GO): RNA binding
Source: RefSeq, a predicted model, not a curated record